AUGGUGGAAAAAGAAGUUCUUAUUGAGAAUCCGUGGUACAGUUCCUUACUUCUGCUCUUGGUGCUGACCCUGCUGGGGUUAGGGCUUGUACAGCCCUCCUAUGGCCAAGACCGAAUGUACCAACGGUUCAUUCGACAGCAUGUGGACCCUCAGGUGACAGGUGGCAAUGAUAACUACUGCAAUGUGAUGAUGCAGAGACGGAAGAUGACUUCUUACCAGUGCAAACGCUUCAACACCUUCAUCCAUGAAGACAUCUGGAACAUUCGUAGCAUCUGUAGUACUACCAACAUCCAAUGCAAGAAUGACGAGAUGAACUGUCAUGAAGGUGUAGUGAAGGUUACAGACUGCAGAGAGAUAGGGAACUCAAAGCCCCCCAACUGUAGAUACAGGGCGAGAGCCAGCACUAGACGAGUUGUCAUUGCCUGUGAGGGUAGCCCAGAGGUCCCAGUGCACUUUGACAGAUAGAUGCCAUCCUGUAGCUGCUACAGCUGGUAGUUGACCUCUGAGUCAGUGAGAAUAGCAAUUCUCACCCCAGGCUUUGUUUCCUUUGUUCAUUUCUUGUACUCACAUAUAUCCAAUAUAACCAUCAUAUUAAGUGCAUUCUAUCAAAGAGAAGAAAGAAGACUCUCAUAGCACUGUUGGCUUGGUUCUCCCAGAUCCUAUCCCCUGAACCUUAUGCAUUACAUGUAUUCAGAGAGUAUCUCAACUAUUAUAAAGAGCUUUUGCUGUCCAACUUGUCUCAUUCCAAUCCUCUAACAGCCCUUGAUGCCAAUUCUAAUACUUUAUUUAGAAGCUUCGAGUUAAAGGAUUUGACAACCACAAAAGACAGUGAAAGAUCUCAGACAAAAAUCCAAUUGAAAGCACUACUCAAAAAAGGUGUUACCCAUAUUGUUAUAUACACUUUCUGUAAUCCAAAAAGUGCCAUCGUUAGGGAAGUCACUAAGAGUUUGGAAAUAGGGACUGGAGAGAUGUCUCUGAGGCUAAGAGCACUGGCUGCUCCUCUAGCGAACCCAGGUUCAAUUCCCAGCACCCACAUGGCAGCUCACAACUGUCUGUAAUCCAGCUCUAGGUGAUUUGACUCCCUCACACAGACAUACAUGUAGGCAGAACACCAGUGCACAUAAAACUAAAAUAAAGAUUUUGGAAAUAACAUAUUGGCAAAAUGAGAGUUACUUGGUAUCAUUUUGGUUUGUGACUUCUAAGAUUUCUUUUUUAAAUAUAUGGAAAAUGAAGUAAAUCACUAAGAUUCGUUUACCAUUCUCCUCUGAAAGAUUUUCAAUAUUUCAUUAUAAUAAAGAGCUAUAUGUUGAACCAA
Mastomys coucha (southern multimammate mouse) is the source of this 1315-nucleotide messenger RNA. RefSeq names its product ribonuclease A family member 4 (gene Rnase4). The transcript is spliced from 2 exons. Gene Ontology annotation, molecular function: nucleic acid binding; RNA nuclease activity. The record is from RefSeq and is a predicted model, not a curated record. Lineage: Eukaryota; Metazoa; Chordata; Mammalia; Rodentia; Muridae. The coding region runs from base 1 to 465 and encodes 154 amino acids.